AUGAGGGGGAGGAGGGCACGGGACAGAGCUGGAGAGGUUGGGGGGGCGCCGGAGCCGCCGCCGUCGCUUCCUCACCCCUCUGUCCCGCCCCGCGAGGGGAAGCGGGCGGGGAGGCAGGAGGCGCCCCUUCCUCCGAAGUUUGUUGGUGAGCUGGGCUGGAGCGCGGACGGGGCAGCGCGGGCUCCCCUCAGCGGCCCUGGCUCUGAGGUGCCGGUGACGGCCAGCGCCGGGACCGUUUCCCGCCCUCCGGGCCCCGCGGCGGUGUGUGGGGACGAGGGGGCGGCCGUCUCCCCCGGGCUAGUGCGGCGCAGGGGAAAGCCCUCGCCGUGGAAACCGGUCCUCACGGGGCCAGCCGCUCAGGUCGAGAAAAUCUUCAUUAAAAAACUAGCUAAAACCCACUACGAAGCCACUCCUUUUGCUGUAAGUGUAGUUCCUGAAGGUGCAGAAGAUGAGGCUGAACUACCAGUGCUGAAGAAGUCUGAAAAAAAUGGAACAACUAGUAAAAUAAGCAGAGAAUUAAAAGAAAUUGUAUUUAUCAUCCAGAGUCAAAGUAAUUCUUUUCAUUCCAAGAGAGCAGAAGAUCUAAAAAGAGAUAUUUUAAAACAGGCUGCAGAUCUUGGAAAGGAAUUACCUACGGUUCUGCUUAUUCAUGAGAUGGACGGGCACGAAGGUGCAUGGACAAUAUUACCGUUAAUGAGAGACUUCUCUGUUACCUAUGGUAGGAACUCCUCAUGGAUUUUCUUCUGUGAAGAAGAUACAAGAAUACAAGUUGUAAAGCUGCUAGAAACACUUGGAAGAUUUGACGAGUCUAAGGAGUGGUUUUUAGGUAAAGCAUUAUAUGAUGAAGAAUCUACAAUAAUUCACCAUUAUGCCUUUGCUGAAAAUCCUACAGUCUUCAAAUUUCCAGAUUUUGCUGCUGGUUGGGCACUUAGCAUUCCACUUGUUAACAAGCUUGCAAAGAAGUUGAAAAGUGAACCACUCAAGUCCGACUUUACGAUAGAUUUAAAGCAUGAGAUUGCCCUGUAUAUUUGGCAGAAAGGGGAAGGACCACAUCUUACUCCAGUGCCUGAGUUCUGCACAGAUGAUGUGAACUCGUAUAAGGUUGAUCAUUGUGCAACAACAUUCAGUAAUUUUCUGCCACUUUGUGGAGAGCCAGUGAAAAAGGAAGAUGUUUUUGUUGCUGUAAAAACAUGUCGGAAAUUUCAUGGUGACAGAAUACCAGUUGUAAAGCAGACUUGGGAAAGAGAAGCUGCCCUUAUCGAAUACUACAGUGAUUACGCAGACAUCUCCAUUCCUACUAUAGAUUUAGGCGUACCUAAUACUGACAGAGGUCACUGUGGCAAAACUUUUGCCAUUUUGGAAAGGUUUUUGAAUCAUAGCUCUCCCAGAACUCCUUGGUUAGUCAUAGUGGAUGAUGACACACUGAUAAGUAUCUUCAGACUCCGAAAAUUGCUCAGCUGCUAUGACCCAAAUGAACCAGUAUUUCUCGGAGAGCGUUACGGUUACGGCUUGGGAACAGGAGGAUAUAGUUAUAUCACUGGUGGAGGAGGGAUGGUUUUCAGCAGAAUAGCUGUUCAGAAACUACUUGCUAGUAAAUGCCGAUGUUACAGCACGGAUGCUCCCGAUGAUAUGGUCCUUGGGAUGUGUUUCAGUGGCUUAGGAAUCCCUAUAACACAUAGUCCACUUUUCCACCAGGCACGGCCAAUGGACUACCCAAAAGGCUACCUUUCUCACCAAAUCCCAGUAUCAUUUCACAAGCAUUGGAAUAUUGAUCCAGUGAAGGUAUAUUUCACAUGGCUGGCACCAAGCACAGAAGAGUCACUUAACGGAAAGAAAGUUGGAUAUAACAGGGAGGAUUUAUAAGCAGUAGAAGAAUUUAGGUGUUGAUUAACGUACUGCAGAUGAGAGACAGUCACUACUGUGAUUUUUGUGGUGUUCUCACGUUGUUCAUCUGUUCAUGACAUAGAAGACAAUGUUUUGUUCCUGCUUGUUACAUUCCUUCAGAGCAAUGGAAGAAGGCACCUAACUGACUUUUGGAUUCUUUGUUACACUUGGUUUCUUUCUAAAAUGUUUUUGGGCUUUGUAUACCAAUGAACUUGACACACAUUUAAAAUGUCUCGUACAACUCUGUGUUCUGGUUUGGGCUUUGAGUCAGACAGCAUCAAUUUACAUCUCCUUCCUUUGUUCUCUGAAAAGCUGAAGUGAUGUAUUUGGGAGCCUAAUAUUGAACAUGUGUUGAACAUCUAUUGAACGUCAUCUCUCACUGACCUACAGAAAACAGUUGUCUAAACUGUUCUGGAACAGGUUCUUGAUAAAUCAGAGAGGAGACAUGACACCGUUUCUGUGACCAGGAGCUAGACUGUGUGAAGGCUGUGUUCCUUUAUACUCCUUUCAAAUAGAAACAUUGUCGUUUCCUGGUAAAGGUGGACCAAACACGAACCACUGUUGUACCUUUUAAGUUUAUUAGCAUUUGUGAGGAAUGUCAUGUUCAAAAUCGAAAAAAAGGUUAAGGACAGGGAUUUCUUAAGUGGCCACGGGAGGUCACUGUGGCUCCUUUAGAAACCUAAGUCACCGUGUAUCUAUUUGGCAAGUAUAAAUGUGACUCUUAAGGAUUUUUGCAGAACUAACACUUCAGUAUUUCUGAUGUGUGCAUUUCAAUAGUAUAUGGAUCCCAGCUUUAAUAUUUUGUAGUAUUCCUAAUUUAUAUCAUCAAGAUAAGUAAUUUUAUGCAUACGACAUGUAAAGAGUGUUUCAUAUUUAAAAUGUUCUUAAUUUUUUUUCUUUGAGUAAUUCAGUUUUGUAAAAAUGUUUGUACAAAAACUGGCUUUAGUACAUUCUAAACUAAUUUUUAUACUGUAAAACUGCUCCUUUUAAGAUGACAGUAUAUGGCGCUUGUAUGCUGUUAUUUAACUUCACUUGCUAUAUUGUAACCAAAUACAGGGUCUUAAAGCCAUACUGCUAAAGUAAUUUGUGUUUUGUUUUCUUUUAGUAGGUUAAAAAUUGAUUCCACUCCAAAGUAAUGCAAUACUUGCUCUUAAGUCAAAGUAGGGGAGCCACUGAGUCCUGUUUCAGUAAUUACUGAAGUUGUAUAAACAUUUGUUUGUGAAUGUAGCUUGUGGAAUUUUAAGCACUUGAAUAGCAAGCACAUAUUCUUAAUAGAUUCAAAAUCUGAUUAAAUAGGAGCAAUCCAUAUUAUGUCUUUUUUUUUCUUUUUAUUUCCCACUACCAGUGCCUUAAACAGUAGACAUUUUACUGAUACCAGGACUAUGUUCUCCGGUACCAUGGGUGAAUUGUUAAUUGUGUUUACUGUUUAGAACUGUGAGAGCUGAAAGCUGAAUAAAAGC
Molecule: messenger RNA, 3344 nt
Organism: Pygoscelis adeliae (Adelie penguin)
Lineage: Eukaryota; Metazoa; Chordata; Aves; Sphenisciformes; Spheniscidae
Gene: B3GLCT
Product: beta 1,3-galactosyltransferase-like
Exons: 15
Coding region: 1-1863 (620 amino acids)
Cellular component (GO): membrane
Molecular function (GO): acetylglucosaminyltransferase activity
Source: RefSeq, a predicted model, not a curated record